Messenger RNA from Heterobilharzia americana, 3581 nucleotides. Lineage: Eukaryota; Metazoa; Platyhelminthes; Trematoda; Strigeidida; Schistosomatidae. The record is from the annotation of a GenBank genome assembly.
AAACAGAUUGAAAAUCGUGAAAAGCUGAAUGCUACAAAUUUAUGUAAUGCAAAGAACACCAUGCUGAUAUCAAGAUACAAAAAUCGCCACAUUAUCGCCCAUGACAAUAUACAUAAAAGCUUCUUUAUCAAGUUUUCACCAAUUAAUUUUAAUAAACUCUAUAUCUUUUGUUCCAAUCCUUUCGCAAAGUUAAAACGUUGAAGAAAUCUAAGUUUUCAAUCUUUAUAUUGACCAACACUCAGUGAACUGAUUCAAUGUGGUUUUGUACUCCUUUUUUCAAUUGUUCGUUUGAGGGGAUUUCACUACCUCUAAUAUAGACAGUAGUGUGACUCAGAUAACUCUGUGCAUCAAAUCAUCAGCAAAAUUUUAACAAAAGUCUUGCUCAAAGUGACUUAGGUGCUAACACCUGUUGCAUCAUACUCAUAUCAUGUUCUUCAUUAUGUCAAACAAUUUCUUUCAAUUUUUCUAUCAGUUAACUGAACAAGACAAAGGUUUUCUUAAACAACGUCCUGAUUUGACCCAACCACAUUGUAUCAACCAAGAAAAUGAAUGUGCACUAUGCCUUGAAAUCUGCAGAUGGCCGAGAAGUCAAACGAUCGACUGUUCAACUUCGUGUCAGAAGUAUACUUCGGUUCCGAAUUCAAAUGAGGUAGUCAAAUCCCAAAUCUCUACACCUUUAGCACUGCUAUCACCAGUAUCUUUUCCCUCACCAUCCUCUUCAUCGACAUUGUCAUCAACUACCAUAGUUGGAUCAGAGUCACAAGAUAUAAAGUCCACUUGUUUAAAGGCGUGUUAUACAGCUCAACAAGUUUACAGUCAAUCGGACGACCUACAAAACAAUCCCAGUAAUGCAUACUGUCCCAGUGUGGUCAAUUGGCCGGAGUCAUGUCAGUAUACGUGUAAAAAUGAUGCAGACUGUUUACCAUAUGGUUAUACCAAGUGUUGUCAAACAAUAACAUGCCAUAAAAACUCUCGACAGAAAAGAUUAUUAAAUUAUGUACAUAAUUUUACAAAAAUCAGUGUUUGCAGUCUGGGCGUUUAUAACCCUAAUACUGCCCCACCAAUCCCCGGUAGGCCAAUAGUUAAACAAGUUGAAAAUCUUUCUCAAGUUCAAUCACAUGGUAAAUUUUAUCCUAACUUCGAUAGUUCCAGUCUACCCAAUGGGAAUCAUCAAAAUCACCAACUGGAAUUAGACUGGCCAAAUUAUUAUAAACAUUCAGUGAGUGAAAACAAUCCAAUAAUUUUCUUAAUUCAACUGCGAAUGUAUUCCACCGUACAAACACUGCAUUCAACUUUACAUAAAUCAAAUGGUGCAUCAUUUUUCCCAAUGAAGAAUUUCAUGGAACCAUUUCAACCCAAUGAAUAUUUAUUCAAUAAAUGGACUAAUUUAAUUUGGACAACAAAACUUGGAGCUGUCCUUUCAGAUCUCAGUCCAGGAACAUGGUAUCAAUUUCGCUUGCUAGCUAUUUCAAGUGAAGGUUUUGGGGGUUGGAGUGAGCCCAGUGAACCUAUUCGUACACAAGUACAAUUAAUUCCACCUUCUAGACCUAGAAAUCUUACUGAAAUAAGAUCAAGAAUUUUUGAAAACCAUGUAGACAGCACAAUCUACUGGGAGUCUCCGGAGGAAAGUUUAUUUCCACUAAAAAAGUACCAGAUAACUUGGCGUCAGUAUUAUGCAUUUAAUGGAGAAGAUCGAAGUUCAUUAACAGAAUACUCAGCAAAUGUACCUGGAGAUAAAACAACGUAUAUUAUUCAAAAUCUUAAACCAGGAACAACGUAUAAAAUUGAAGUGAAAGCUGUUUCCCUAUUUGAAGGAAAAGAACUGAAGAGUCAUCCAAAUACACUGUAUAUAUCGACAAUCCAAAUACCAAAUCAGCAAACAGACACAGUAUUAACAUCUUUCACAUCAUCAAAUGAUAGCUGCAUAUGUGGAGAUUCGAGACGAGAUUACUUAACUGUCAUUGAACAAUACUAUGAAAAUCAACAACUUAACACAAUUCUGUCUUUAAAUGUAAAAAUAAAUAAAGAACAAUUCAAUUUAACUGGUUCAGUAACAAAUAUAAUCUAUACUGUUGAAUGGACUCCAAGAGUUUGUAUUGAAACACAAAAUCAAACAAGCUCAGAAUUCAUUGGAACACAACGAAAAAGAAUUCCAGAAUAUGAAUUGCGAAAUAUACUUUUAACUGGUUUACAGUUCCAGUGUCAUUAUGAAGCUAGUGUAUUCGUUAUGCCAAGUCAUAAUAACAGUCAAUCAAGAAGUAAUCUGCCAUCAGUAUUCAAGUGGACAACAUGUUUUUGUACACCACCAUGUCAGAGUGUUGUAAUCAGAGAUGAUAUAGCACCAAAACAUUGUUAUGUUUCAACUCCUUCAUCACUACUUCAACCAGUUGAACUGACAUACACCCUACUGACUAGUGAAAGUCCUGGAGAACUUGAUCCUUUAAAAUCUGAUAAAAUCGAUGGAUUGAUAGUUGAGGCUGAAACUAAUAUACCUCCAUUAUCUAAACAGACAAGUGUAGAUACGACUUUGGAUCCAAUAAAUUAUACUGUAAUUGUUACAUGGCAUCCGGUUGUCUCUUCUGGACACUCAAGAAGUGAAUCUAGACGUGCAUCAAGAACAUUAAAAAAUCGACUGCCGAAUAUCAAAUCCUUAAACGCUGAAGUACGUGGUAUUCGGUUAACUUGGGGUCCAAGAUUAUAUGAACCGAUUGGAUAUGAGAUGUACAGUAAUAUCAUAGAACCACUCAUGGAUCCAGAGAAAACACAAUCCAAAGUUUUAGACCCAAGUGUCCCUGGUAUUCAGCUCAAAGGAUUGAAACAAGAAACUUUGUACAUUGUUCAGGCUCAAAUGAUUAGUGAAAGAGGAGACGGACCUGUUUCACGCAUCUACUUCAUGACACCUUCCAGAGGAACUAACUCAUUAUACAAUUAUCAGUCGAUUCAAGAAAGCAAUAUAAAACUCUUAUUCAUUAGUAUUCUGUUACAAAUGAUACGAAAUUAUAUGUCAUGAAACGAUUAUAUGCGCCACCGACUACAUAUAUAUGGUCUUCCAGCCUGUAUCCCACUUUAUAUUAACCAUCAUAUACUACUUAAUUCUUGUAGAUAAACAGAUGUGAAUACAUUUCUCACUCCUAUACAGACGAAAGAGUUACAGUGCCAAAUAGCAGCUGUAGUACUCACUGUACAUAAUAAAAGCACUGUACCAAACUAUUCCGAAUAAUAUCGAAUAAGGGAACGGUAAAAUUAGAGCAAAUGAAAAAUUUUAAUUACCCUGUAUUGAUUUUUAUCACUAAUUAAUGAAUAAAUAAAUAAACACAACCACCAUAAUUUCAGUGUCAUAUAUACUGAUGAAUGCAAAUACAAGAAACUGAUAGCCGGAUGUUGUUGUUUUGCCCUAAUUCAAGGAACAAGAGACAAUUAAAUAAAACAGGUAGUCCAGUGUCGCUAUGGUGAAAGAUAUGAAUCAGAAAAGCUAUGUGAUCAAAUAUUUUUCAUUAUUAUCUGUGUUAUAGCCUUGUUUGAAUAUGAAUUAAAAUUGAAUUUUUUAAAAAUACAUUUCCAAGUUUCCCCUGUUUUUCUCC